This is a messenger RNA of Solenopsis invicta (red fire ant), 1604 nucleotides long. RefSeq lists its product as uncharacterized. Lineage: Eukaryota; Metazoa; Arthropoda; Insecta; Hymenoptera; Formicidae. The coding region runs from base 507 to 1157 and encodes 216 amino acids. The record is from RefSeq and is a predicted model, not a curated record. The transcript is spliced from 5 exons.
ACUCGUCCAUUCCCUUCAAAGAGUCAUGCGUAGGGAGUAGAGAAAGGAGAAAGGGGGGCUUUUGCAUCUGCCGCUCGUUCGGACCUUUACACAACGGUUGAACAGCCGGAUUUCGAAGGGGGGCUGGGUGAUAACCGGACCUCCCUCACGUAGGGUCCCUUCUUCAACAACGGUCGUGAAAAUGAAACGGUUGGUAGUAUGCGACGAUCAACGUUAGUCAUCGGUCGUGUUCAUUGACGGUUCACUGUGGUAUACAGUUAAUAAUGAGGAUGCCGUAUUUCUAGUAACAAAAAGGAAGCGAAAAAGGUGUUCUCUCUUUUUUACGAGCAAAAAUUUAUCAAAAAUAUUUUACACUGCACAAAGAAAGCGUUAGUGUGCCUGCAAGCGCGAAAAAACUUCUCCACAGGGCUAGAUAACGAAGCUGAUAUAAGGGAUAGCUGAUCCAAAGUUAAGGGACAAACUUGUAGGAGUACACGGUUUUACUAGAAAGCAGAAGCGCGUAAGUAAUGCGAGAUGGACGAGGACUGAUCACAAUGAAGAGAUAUUCAUCGGCACCUUGUUUAGAAGACGUUGGCAAUAACGCUAAAAAAAUAAAAGGAAUUGAACAAUAUGCGGCUCCAAGUACAAGGGAAUAUCUUCAGUUGGCUUUAUCUAGAGUCUUAGAAUUACAACGAGAGAUCAAGGAAGGCACAUACGCAGAAACCGAUAAUGGUAGUGAUCUGGACGCUACAGGCAGUGAGGAAGAUUUAACGAAGGAAAUUCUUACUAAAGUAUUUCAAGAUCUACCCGGGACACCCAAUUCUCUCACUAAAAUAAUCGACAGAGAAACGCGCUGGAGAAAUCACCAUGUGGAUGCCAUUCAUAGUAAAAGGAUACAAUUACUAGGUUUCGAUACUUGUCGGAGAAUGGUCCUUGAAUUCAUGAAGACCAUCAUGCAGGACUCACGAAGUAAAUCUUCCUCAUUAAAUACGAUCGAAUCCAACAAUUUUCAACAAAACGAAUCGUUGCAUACGAAAGAUGGAAUUCUACUGAAUGAUUUUCACAAACGGGCAACGAACGCGCAAGAAAUUCGAGCGAGAAUGUUCAGAAGUUUGGAUUUGCAUUUGGCUGCUAAACAAAGAGACUAUACGUUCAAAUUAAUGAGAUCGGAUAUUUAGUACUGCAUAUGACAUUUUCAAGUGGAAAUGAAUUGAGCAUGGAAAAUCUUCGAAUUUAAUAUAUUCUUCGAUAUAAUGAGUGUUCAGGGUGUGUGCUCGUAUAAUAGAUCUCUCUCUCAUCUCUUAUUAAAAUGAUAUUGAUAUUUCGUUCAUUUCUGAUUAUAGGCAUGGUUCUCUUUUAAAAACAUUUUUUAGAAAUAUUAUCUUAUUAAUUUGAAAUUUGUAAUUUCAAAGAUCCUCAAUGAAAUCAAUAUUUUGCUUUUAAGCAAAUAGCCGAUCUCAGUUCUUGCAGCAUUUAUGAAAACCUAUCUAGUCACACAUGUGAAAUUUUCUAGUCAUAAUUUGUAUGAUUAUUCUGCAAAUUAUUUAAUUAUUUUAUACAUAUACAUAUAUUCAUAUAUUUAUAUCUAUAUAUUGACAGUACUGUUUUUUAUACAGGAUAGUUAU